AUGGCCAAGAAGGCCAAAAAGGCCAAAAAAACCACCUUCCUCUCUCUCCCGCGCGAGCUCCGCGACAUCAUCUACACCCUCGCCUUCAACGGCAUCGCCACCCGCCGCGACAUCCACGGCACUGAGCACGGCGGUCUCCUCCGCAUGGAAGACCCCAUCUGCGCCGAGGCGCUCGAAAUCUGCCUGCACAAGCAGGUCCAAGUCGUGGUCGUGGCCGACUUUCGGCCAAAAGUGAAGGGCGACAUCGGGACGUGGCUGCGGCGCUCGUGCCGCUGCUGGUGGAGUUGGAGCGCGUCGGCUUCAAUUUGA
Messenger RNA from Fulvia fulva, 309 nucleotides. RefSeq lists its product as uncharacterized. Bases 1 to 309 code for a protein of 102 amino acids. The transcript has a single exon. The record is from RefSeq and is a predicted model, not a curated record. NCBI's taxonomy places the organism in Eukaryota, Fungi, Ascomycota, Dothideomycetes, Mycosphaerellales, Mycosphaerellaceae.